AUGACGCAUUUACCCUCAGAAACCACGGAUUUCCUCAAGAGGACACUAGAGCUAUAUAACACGAUCAGCAUUGGCGAAAUUCACGUAUUCACGAAUGACUUGCAAUACGUGGGAACGUACAACAAUACUGAUCAGCAAGCACAACCAGAGUUAACCGAUGCUCAGGUAGAUACAUACCGGCAAUUAAUUGAAGCAAUAGACUCGAGUAGCAAGAAAUUGGUCAACUUCAGCUCUGGACCAAGUGAAAGAUACAUCUGUCAUGUGUUGGAAAAGUUUGUUAUUUUGUUCCGAUUAAAUGAGGGAGAAGGGGAGAAGGAGAAUAGUGACGCGAAACGGGUGUCACCGUAG
Molecule: messenger RNA, 348 nt
Organism: Lodderomyces theae
Lineage: Eukaryota; Fungi; Ascomycota; Pichiomycetes; Serinales; Debaryomycetaceae
Exons: 1
Coding region: 1-348 (115 amino acids)
Source: RefSeq, a predicted model, not a curated record